AUGCAGGGGAUAAAGGACGUGAGGUGGCUUUCCCGAGGCAAUGCGAUCCAGCGACUCGUCGCGGUGUUCCCUGCUGUUGUGAUCGUCCUGCAGGAAUUCGACAAGAAGAUGUAUAAGACCAUUGACGCCACCCAUGUGCUGCAGACGGUACACAACACCACACUGCUGCUGCGGACUCGUUACCUCGACAGCAAGGACGAGACGUUCGGGCAAGGCGGCGCGGCGCUGGGGCCAUUCUUGGCGAAACAUGCUUCGGAGGAGUGCCGGGAGGUGAAGGUCGAUGCCCCAGAUUCCACCGGAGCGCCGACAACUCACUGCUACCUGCUGCACGAAGAGGCUAUCGUGGGGCAGAAGAGCAAAGGCGACCUCAGCGCCUGCUUGAAGCUUGGGCGGGAGUUCGUGGUUGAGCUGAUUAAGCAGCUCGACUACCGACUGGAGGAUCUCGCGUCGCUCAAUGGGGCGAAGCUGUUCAAGAAGUCCCAGUACCCGAAGUCCGCGGCAAAGCGCGAGCGGCGGUUGGCGCAGUGGCUGCAGUCUCUGCGCGACAUGUACAAGAAGCAUCCCGACGAUCCUGACACUCUGCCAAGUGUGUAA
Molecule: messenger RNA, 594 nt
Organism: Closterium sp. Yama58-4
Lineage: Eukaryota; Viridiplantae; Streptophyta; Zygnematophyceae; Desmidiales; Closteriaceae
Source: the annotation of a GenBank genome assembly